Dendrobium catenatum is the source of this 1845-nucleotide messenger RNA. RefSeq names its product probable inactive receptor kinase At2g26730. Gene Ontology annotation, molecular function: protein kinase activity; ATP binding. The record is from RefSeq and is a predicted model, not a curated record. The coding region runs from base 1 to 1845 and encodes 614 amino acids. Gene Ontology annotation, biological process: protein phosphorylation. NCBI's taxonomy places the organism in Eukaryota, Viridiplantae, Streptophyta, Magnoliopsida, Asparagales, Orchidaceae. The transcript has 2 exons.
AUGCGGCUCCUCCUCUCUCUCCUCUUCCUGCUUCUGAUAGACUCCGCAAGCUCCCAAACCUCCGAUGACUUGAAGACCUCCCUCAUCUCUUUCCUCGGAAAGCUCUCCUCAAGCAAUCCCCAAAUCAAUGGCGACUUAGGCUGGACUACAGCUUCCGACCCCUGCCUUGACAGAUGGAAAGGCAUCAAAUGCAAAAAAGGUGGAAAAUCCCUCCAUUCGAUAGCUCUUGAAUCCCUCAAACUCGAUGGAUCCAUUGAUGGUGAUCUUCUUUCCCACAUCUGCAACUCAAGCUCUCUGUCUGUGCUGAGCCUUAAGGGAAAUGCCAUCAAUGGCGGCCUUCCCUCGGAGAUCUCUAGUUGCACCAGAUUGACACACGUCUAUCUGAGUAACAAUCGCCUCUCAGGUAGCCUUCCAUCUCCUCUGCCUUCGUUAAGGAACUUGAAGAGGCUCGACAUCUCUCACAACAACUUCUCUGGUAAUAUUCCAUGGAAUAUGUCGAGGAUUUCAGGCCUCAUAUCUUUCCUUUGCAAUAAUAAUAACUUCACUGGUACUAUACCAGAAUUCAACUUGAACUUCAUUAAUGAUUUCGAUGUUUCUUUCAAUCAAUUCUCUGGUCCUUUACCGGCGAACUCUGAAAAUUUUCCGGUUUCAAGUUAUGUUGGAAAUCCCGGCCUAUGUGGGAAACCACUUGAUGUGGAAUGCCCUCCUCCUCCUUCUCCUCUUCUUCCUCCUCCUCCUCUUCCAUUUCCUUCCGAUCAUAACUCAAAGAAGAUAUCAAUAAGCAAGGGCAUCAUGAUCUCAGGCUAUGUUCUCUUUGCUCUGGUCGUUGUUCUCUUCUUGAUGUACAAAUUUCUCAAGAAAAAGAAGAAGCAGAGUGGUCCUCUUCAAAUGACAAAAUUAAACCAGAAGAAUGUUUCAGAGAGCAGCGAGAAGGCUGAGACUGCCUCCCCGUCGGAGUACUCGAUCUCUUCUCCAUCUCACAACUCUGCCGGCGUAUCGACGUCUCUGGUACUGCUGAAGAAGGAUGGAUGUAAAGAUCUCAAAUUUGAGGAUCUUCUGCGAGCUCCAGCGGAGUUGCUCGGAAAGGGGAGGUUUGGGAGUUUGUAUAAGGUGGUGAUCAAUGGCAGCAACGAGUUGGCCGUAAAGAGGAUCAAAUACUGGACUUUGUCAGGGGAGGAGUUUCAGAAAAAAAUUAUGAUGAUGGAUCAAGCAAGACAUCCUAAUGUUCUUCCAGUUACAGCUUUCUAUUGCUCCAAGCAGGAGAAGCUUGUCGUUUACGACUUUCAGAAGAAUGGAAACCUUUACAAACGUCUCCAUGAUAACAGAGAAGGCCGGCCGUUUACAUGGAAAAGCCGCCUCAACGCCGCCGCCGGCAUCUCCGCCGGCCUUUCCUUCAUGCAACAGUCCCUCAUCAACUCCGGCGCUACAACCGCCGCAGGCCACGGCAACCUCAAAUCCUCCAACAUCCUUUUAUCCUCCACUAUGGAUCCUCUCAUAAGCGAAUACGGCCUCACCGCUCUCCCUAUCCACCGCGAAGAGCUCGCCGGAAAAACCGAACCUUUCUCCACCAGCACCGAUGUUUACGACUUGGGCGUCAUCUUCCUCGAACUUCUGACAGGGAAGCCGAGCCAUGGGUUCAAUUUGGCGCAGUGGGUUCAUUCUGUGGUGCGAGAGGAAUGGACGGUGGAGGUUUUUGAUAGAUUGUUGCUUAGUGACGGGGAGAUGGUAGAGGAGGCGAUGAUGAGGUUGCUUCAGGUGGCGCUGCAGUGUAUGAAAGGCGAUGCGAAUGCGCGGCCGAGGAUGGCGGAGGUGGCGGCCAUGGUCGCCGGAAUCAAAGAUAUUUGA